This is a messenger RNA of Sinocyclocheilus anshuiensis, 1380 nucleotides long. Its product is annotated as GTPase IMAP family member 8-like. Lineage: Eukaryota; Metazoa; Chordata; Actinopteri; Cypriniformes; Cyprinidae. The coding region runs from base 1 to 1380 and encodes 459 amino acids. The record is from RefSeq and is a predicted model, not a curated record. The transcript has 2 exons. Gene Ontology annotation, molecular function: GTP binding.
AUGGAAAUUCCAAAUUUAAAUUUGGUGUUGCUGGGAAGAACAGGAGUUGGGAAAAGUGCAUCAGGAAACACAAUACUGGGACGAGAAGCUUUCACAUCAAGGAGAAGCUCAACUUCUGUCACUCAAAAUGUAGCUGCUGAAGUCGGUGAUAUUUGUAGAUUACCGAUCACUGUUUAUGACACACCAGGAUUUUAUGGUACAGAGAGUGAGAAAGAGCUUGAGAAAUAUCAGGAGCUUCUGCAGAAAUGUGAAUCAGGCCUGUGUGCAUUUCUCCUGGUUCUCCGGGCUGAUAGAUUCACUCAAGAAGAUCAAGAAACUGUGGAGAAGAUUGAAGAGCUGCUGGGAGAAAAAAGUAAAGACAACACCUGGAUUCUCUUUACCAGAGGAGAUGAACUGGAAGAAGGAAAGACGUCCAUAAAUCAAUUUGUUAAUAGUAAUGGAACCUUGAAGAAACUUAUUCAGAAGUUUCAAGGCAGAUGCCAUGUGUUCAACAACAAUAUUAAAAAAAUAGGAGACCAAGUGAAAUCUCUUAUUUCUAAAAUUUUCCAUUGGAUCUUAGAAAAACGUAAAGUUCCUGUCAACAUCAAGGAUAUUCCAGUCUCCAGACAUUCAUCCAGAAGGAUUAUUCUUCUGGGCAAAACUGGUGUUGGGAAAAGUGCAGCUGGAAACACAAUACUGGGACAGAAAGUGUUCAGAUCUGUGAGGAGAAUGAAUUCAGUAACACAUAAAUGUUCAGAGGGUGACACCACUGUUUCAGGCAGAUCUGUGUCUGUAGUUGAUACUCCUGGAUUUUUUGAUACACAGAUGAGCCAUGAUGAGUUAAUGACAGAGAUAGCGAGAAGUGUUUAUUUAUCCAGUCCUGGACCUCAUGCUUUUCUCAUUGUGUUUCCUCUGACUAUGAAGUUCACUGAUCAGGAGCAGCAGAUUCUUCAGCAGAUUGAGAUGGUGUUUGGUCUGUUAAAAUAUUCCAUCAUUCUCUUCACUUAUGGAGAUCAGCUAGAAGAAGAGCCCAUAGAGGAGCUUAUUAAGCACAACAGCAAAUUAAGAGAUCUAGUUGAUCAGUGUGGAGGCAGAUUUCACGUCCUCAACAAUAAAGAUGAAAAUAACAGAGAGCAGAUGAAUGAUCUGCAGAAGAUCGACACAAUGAUAGAGCAGAAUGGAGGAGGACAUUACAGUAAUCAGAUGUUUGAAGAAGCUGAUAGAUUCAGACAAGAAAAUCCAGGCACUGGAUUUAGGAUGUUUUUUUCUAAGUACAGGAUUUUACUUUAUUUAGCAGCCAUUGUUGUUGGUGGUGUACUUGGUGCUAAAACUGCUGGAGCUAUUGGUGCAGUUGGUGGAGCUGUUGGACUUGUUGGUAUACUUUCAAAACUUGGGAUAUAA